UGUUCACCACCAAGGCGGGAAAGGUCCAGACCAUCCCCUCCUUGACCAAACAGCUGAAGGCCAUCACUGGUGAGACAGUCAUUGGUCUUCAAUAUGUGUGGGAGUACCGCAGCCCCAGUAAGUCAGUCCCGCCCCACUACCAGUGUAAACUCUGCAAGGUGAGCCAUCUGCAGACUGACAUGCUGGCUCACAUCAAGGGCUGGAAGCACUCCUUCAGAUACAUGAAGCAAAACCAUUCUGCCAAGAUGCCCUUUGCGGAGAAUGCUGCCACAAAGGACCAUGAAGUGAGGAAGAAGGUGAAAGAAGCAGCAGCAGAGCUGGAGAAGGCAGAGGGCAGGGGACAGCUAAAGGUGAUUCUGAAGGAGCCCAGUGAGGUCCAAGCGUUCGCAGGACUACGUUCAGCAAUCCCCAACAUGGGGCUUCCAGGAGGGAUGGGACCUAGAGGACCAAAACCAGGUGGCAGGUUUGCAGAGCCUCUGUUCCCAGGGGAGUUCCCUCUCCAAGACGGCCUCCUCGACUACCCCAUGGGUGGUAUGGGGGGCUACUCUGACCCCCUGUCUCGCUCCAGCUUCCGAGGCUACCCUGACAAUAUAGGGGGUCAGAGGCUGGGGGGUUCAGCCGAUGGCUUUGGGCUGGGAGGGGGAAGGGACGGUGGCUUUGGCCAGGGUGGGCUGUUGGGGGAGAGUCCGGGAAGCCGCUACCCUGAGGAGUUCAGAGGAGGACAGAUAGGUAAUGGAUCAGGCCAGGGGUUGAUGGGAGCAGUACCUGAAAGCAGCAGCCUUCCCUCUACACUGCUCAAAUACCUGGACAAUUUCCAGAUCGAGAAUGAGGGCGAUGCUCAGAUCGUGCUGAAGGUGACACAGAAGCUGACAGACGUCCUGAUGGACUACAGACUUAGGAGUGUUUCCUCGCAGGGUCCUAGUAUGAAGAGCAGUUCGUCGCUGGGCUCCAUGAGCUACUCCGAUUCACCCAGAAUGUCUAGCGGUAGUGACCGCUUCUCAGGUGGCCUCUCUGGGAACCUCUCCGGCCCUUCCAGAUACUCUGAUGGUCCAUCCAGGUACUACAACUAACUGAUCCAUCCCCACGUGACACAACCAUCUUCCUGGGAUAACCCAUCCUCCGCCCCCCCCAAGAUAUACCCUGAGAGUCCAUGGGGUCUGCAGCUGUCUGUCUAGCCACUGAACAGAGGAUUUGUUUUUUUUUUAUAGUUAAAAUGUUCCUUCAAAGCAGAAACUCUUAAACAAUUGUGUACUUAUUAGUGCAGACUUUGUUUUUAUAAUAACUUUUCUUUUGACAUUAAUAGGUUGGACCAAAGUUUGACUUUUAGUUUUAACCAUUGUCCGUAUUCGUAUGUGAUUUUGGCAAAUAUUUUACUGGGGUUUCUUGGAUAUCUUGUGUUGUGUUUAGAAAUGACAUGUUUGAGAGAAUAAGUGUCAAAUGUUUAGGGAAAAAUAUGUUUGGAGGUAAACGGGUUACUGACGUACUGAAUGCUGUUUGAGUUGGUCAUCCUCGUUUUCUCCACAUCAGGCUUCACCUGCGGGAUCAUCUGAGACAAGCCACCCCGACAGCUGUGUUUCUGUCUAAUUAAAACUCAUUCUGAUUGGCUGGGCCUGAACGGAAUCCCAGGAUGUACAGUGCAUUUGGAAAGUAUUCAGACCCCUU
Coregonus clupeaformis (lake whitefish) is the source of this 1662-nucleotide messenger RNA. RefSeq lists its product as uncharacterized. The record is from RefSeq and is a predicted model, not a curated record. Gene Ontology annotation, cellular component: precatalytic spliceosome. Gene Ontology annotation, molecular function: double-stranded RNA binding; single-stranded RNA binding. NCBI's taxonomy places the organism in Eukaryota, Metazoa, Chordata, Actinopteri, Salmoniformes, Salmonidae.